Messenger RNA from Stereum hirsutum FP-91666 SS1, 1161 nucleotides. RefSeq lists its product as uncharacterized. The record is from RefSeq and is a predicted model, not a curated record. Gene Ontology annotation, biological process: cell division. The transcript has a single exon. Bases 1 to 1161 code for a protein of 386 amino acids. Lineage: Eukaryota; Fungi; Basidiomycota; Agaricomycetes; Russulales; Stereaceae. Gene Ontology annotation, molecular function: protein binding.
AUGGAAACUGAUACUGGUGACCUUUGGCAGAAAGCAGAAAAGCUCAGGGCAGACGACUUUCAUGCAGGAAACCCAAAAAUUCUGCAUCGGGCUCUCCAGAACCACAUCGAGAUUCUUCAGGGACAAUCCGACCCAGCCGGAGCAUCGUAUGCCGCAACAGUGGUCGACCUACUAGACAUCAGUCGCAUUAAAUUCGAUACAUCCAUCGACCCUGAUACGAGCAUCCAGGAAAUUCGCGAGGCGUACACAGGAUUCGAGAGUUUACAAAGACUUGCUUUGGGUAUAUUGAAAUCGUCCCCCUCCAGCGUUGAUUUCGAGAAAGCAAUUCGCUAUUGUAAUCUAUCGCUGGAUAUGCCGGACAGGAGUUCAGAGGAUAUGGCCACAUCCCACCGAAUCCUUGGUCACACAUACCUUACCAGAUUUCGAGCAGAAAACAACAUGAAGGACCUUGAUGAAGCAAGGAAGGCAUAUGAUGAAGCCUUAACUCUCUGUCCGGAGACGUCCUCAAGCUAUCACCUUUUUCUCGCUGCUUCUGCCCAUGUGCAUUUGGUGAACUUCAAUUUCACUGGCGCGACACAGGACCAACACUCUGCUAUUCAUAGAUUUCGUCGUGCAUUGGGUUGUAUUCCCUCAGACCAUCCAUCUCGCCCCCGACUUCUCAUGCACACCGGUUGUGCAAUUGCCACUCGAUUCGGGCAAUUAGGACAGCAGGGUGACUUGCAAGACGCCAUGAAAUUGCUUGACGAAGCCCGCAACACAUACGAUGACCAUCAUCCUGACAAACCAUAUUGCCUCAGUGCAUACGCGACUGCACUUCAAGCACGCUAUCUAUUCUCAAGGAAACUCGACGAUCUCGACAAUGCGCUGGCAAUUCACCGGAGUAUCAUAGAUAGGGUGCCAGAACUGAGCGAUAAACAUGUUGGGUUUUUAUCGGGUCUAUCGUUGACUUUACACGCGGUGGCGGACACAAGCGAGGGUAUCCUUAGGCGGAAUUAUCUUCAGGAGGGUGUGGAUAAUGCCCAGAAAGCAGUUGAGUUGGCAGAUACAAAAAAUCCUCGCCGGCCGUUCCUCCUCGGAGAAGCUGCUCAUCGAUUGUACAAGCUUUUCAAAGUCACCGGUGUGGAGGAGCACACAGGCAUACUCGUGUACUCCCCCAUAUGA